AUCUCUCAAAUGUGUCAAAACCCUGUCAAAAACUUCAAAAUUUUCCGCUUCAAUGUCUGCUAGGAAUGUCUAUUUCGACCCGCACUUCGGACCUCAGUUCACCUGCAGCCUCUCGCACCUCUGACCUCCUCGAAAACAAAUACUCAAAAUAUUUCCUCUUCCCCCAACGGUACAUCUUCUGCCUCCUUGCCUCCCUCAUUAUCCUCAACGCAGCGUCCAUCCAGUUCACACUGGAAGUCAUCGCUUUGGAGAACUUCUCCUCGGGAAAACGCCUCCGAACCAACGACACUUGCACCAUCACACCCCAGAUACGAAGAAGGCCCAGAAGGCGGCCCAAAAACGAAUCGCUUUUGAACUACGACUGGAAUCUCAAAACGCGCUAUUUAAUCAAAGACUCGUUCUAUUGGGGCACUUUAGUAACCUCCAUACCUGGGGGAGUGCUUUCGGAUGAAUACGGCGGCAAAUACAUUGUUAGUUUGAGUGUUUUAUUUUCGGCGUUUUUCAAUUUGGUGGCUCCUGCGAUCAUCGAUUUGGGCCACAGUGUGGGUUUAAUUAUCAUGAUUCGAGUAGGCCUGGGUUUUUGUCGGGGGGUUUUGGACGCGGGGUUGAUGGCGCUUAUCGCACGUUGGGCCCCAGUUUACGAACGUGCCACCAUAACGAGUGUUAUCUUCGGGAGUAGACUUUUAGGGGAACAGUUCUCGUAUGUUAUGCAUAAAGCAUUCGAAAAUUUCACUUGGAGGCCGAUGUUCUAUUUCUUUGCGAGUGUUCACCUAGUUUUGGGAUUUUUUUGGCACUUGCUGGUGUACCCAAGUCCCAAACAAAACCCGUUCAUGACACUGAAUGAGAAGAGGUAUUUGGAGGAAGACCCAGAUUUGAGUUUGGUCGAUGGUUGGAAGAAAAUCCCCUGGAGGAGGAUUCUUAAGUCGAAACCUGUGUGGGGGUUGUGUUGUUUGCACUUUGCAACGACUUGGGCCUGGACUGUGUACAGGAAAACACUUCAUUUGUAUUUGCCCAGGGUUUUGAAGUCGGAAGUUGUGUGGGAGUCGGCUUGGUGGACGCCGUUUUUUCUCUAUUAUAUCUUGGCGAUUUUUUAUGGGUUUGUGGCCGAUUGGUUUGUUAAUGGGCAACAUGCGAGUGUGACUGCUAUGCGAAAAGUUUACGCCCUUUUAGGGAACUUUGGUCCGGCUUUGUGUCUCAUUUUCGUGACGUUUGAACGUUGUAACCACUUCACAGUUAUGAUUUUUACCACGAUGGCCUUAUGUUUGGACGCAAUGCACUUUGCCUCAAAUAUGGUCAAUGCGUUAGAUUUGACAUCGAAUUUCGUUGGAAUCGUGACCUCAAUCACGGGAGCAAUCGAAUUUUUGAUUUUUGCAUUAAGUACCCAACUGAUCAAUAAUUUAUUUACGACUGAAGAUUCUUUGAGCCAAUGGAACUUCUUACUUUGGUUCACGUGUGGCGUCCAAGUCGGUGGUACCACCUUGUUUCUACUACUUGGGGACGCAGAGAGACAAGCUUGGAAUUACAUCAUAAAGGGAGUCAAUUAAAACAAUUUUUCGAAAAAAUCUCUUUAUUUGA
Molecule: messenger RNA, 1575 nt
Organism: Tribolium castaneum (red flour beetle)
Lineage: Eukaryota; Metazoa; Arthropoda; Insecta; Coleoptera; Tenebrionidae
Product: sialin
Exons: 4
Coding region: 66-1544 (492 amino acids)
Biological process (GO): transmembrane transport; monoatomic anion transport
Cellular component (GO): plasma membrane
Molecular function (GO): transmembrane transporter activity
Source: RefSeq, a predicted model, not a curated record